AUGAUAGAAAUACCUGAUUUAGAUGAGUUAUCUCUACAUAAUUAUUCCGCAUCCAAUAACGUUACACCAGAAGAGAACCACAGUGAAGAUGAAAGUCAACAACCACCACCACAACAACAACAACAACAAUUCACACUUCAACCACAACAUUCCAUCCACUCACCACUGAUAGAGGAGAAUGGUUAUCUUCAACAUCAACAAAACCAAUUACAUCAGUAUAUGCAACAACAGCAACACAAUACACUAACCCCAGAGCCGCCUACCAUCUCAGACUUUACCAAAGAUCAAUUGCCGCCAUCGGCAACUUCUUUUCAAAACUCGACCAUUGGCUCGGAUAUACUAGGUGAAACAAUUGCAUUAUACAACAGUCUGGCGAAUAGCAGUAAUAUACACAAGUCUCAACCACAACUACCUCAAGAAUCAUCGGACCAUUUGACGCAGAAAGAGACAUCAACAGUAUCUGCAUCAUCACAUCCAAUGUUAGAUCAAGCACCACAAAUGAUAGACGCUCGAUUAGAGAGAAUAGAGCAUGAAGUAGACAACUUCAAUGAGAGGGAAAACAACUACCAACAUCCACAAAUGCAACCAUAUUCACAAGAUACAGAAUCAGGAUUGUCUCUCGGUACCGAAGAUUCCCAAAAUAUCAGCUCACAAAAAGUGGACUAUGUUCAAACAAAAAAUUCCUCUUUGGAAUUUGAUGCACCAAUAGGACUAGUGUAUAUGCCUGAUAAUUUGGAUGAACACAAAACAUCAUUUAAAUUGCAACAGCCCCCCAUUGUUACAGAUUACCGUGACACAACAACAACAACACCAGAUUUGGCCAGCGAAUCCAAUGAUCAACUUGGCCAACUCGAAACUCCACUUAUGGCUGGAUUUGAUUUCAACUUGGGAACAAAUACUUCUCUGGCAAAUCAAUUAUCAUCACCCAUGUCCUCAUUCCCACUUCACAAUCGCGUGGAGCCAUCACCGCAAUUACCCCCUCCAAUGUCUUCUGCGUCAUUACAAAAACUCACUUUACGAAAUGGUGAAGAAUUUGGAUCUAUUAGACGUGAUUUAGCAACUGAUUCUAAAACUUCUGCGGAGUACACAUUGCACAUUAUUUUCACUCAGUUUGUUCGUCAUGCCGAACGUAAACUAAAUUUAUGUCUUGAUUAUCCAUUAAAUGAGGAACCACCCAUUUUAGACUUGAUUGCAGAAGGGGUAGAUACUGAAUUUGACAAAAUCAUUUCUGCCUUGGGGUACAUUGCUCGAAGAAAACCCAAACCAGUUAUCGAUAGUGUAAUGUUUUGGAGAAAAUCCAAAAGUGAAGUUGCUUCCAUGGCAGCAACAGAAGUCGAAAAAGCUGUGGGUGUGGCUCAAACGAAUUUACUUAGAAUUUCCAAAACAUCUUCAGCAACAGCAACUACAACCACAUCUCCGAUUAGCCCAUCAAACCCAGGAAUAGCUAAAAAUAGCAACACGGCUUCCACUGCCAAGCGAAGUUUAAGUUUGAUGAGAAAGAAGAGUUUUUCAAGAAUAGCCCAUCGUCGAAAUGUUUCUUCUUCAGCAGCAAUUCAGUCAUCACAGAACGUACCUGAAUCAGAAAGUGUAUUCAUGAAACAAAAACAAUUCUACGAUGACCAAAUUUCUCAAGCAAAAGAAACUGCUGUCCACGCUGAUAGAAAAUCAUUAGCAUCAAUUUAUAUAUUAUGUCGUGUUUUGAUUGAAAUUGUGAAACAAACACCAUUAUCAGUGAUGGGAAGUGAUCUCAGUAGUAAAUUAGAGGAAAUAGUUUACACUCAGUUAAAGACUACCGAUCCUAUCAGUACAAGUCAGUCAUUGGUACGUGCUGCAAAUUGGAAUUUGUUUGCCGAACUAUUAGGAUUUAUGUCACGUGAAAGAUUUGUCAGUGUCAAUGACAGGUUUAUUGCUGAUCUAGAGAAGGUACCCCAACAAAUUCGACACGAGGAUGAGCCGAAGCUCUAUUUGUUGAUCAAUGGGAUGAAAUAUCUUAAACUUACAAUCUAUCCACUAGAGGAAUUUGAAGAAAGUGCUGAAUUCAUCCAAUCAUUAGCAAAAUUUUUUGAUAAAACAACAAAUGAAACAGUCUUAUAUGCGUAUUGUGAAGUUUUCAGUCAGUUAUUUUUGCCAUUGGCUAACGUCAUGACCGCAGAAGCUAAUUAUCCAUCAUGGGUAGAAGGUGUUGAAAAAGUAUACUACAAGGCAUUUAAAUUGUGGAGACAAUCUUUAGGCUCAACCAGCAGUCCAACCUCGUUGGCGUUGCCAACCCUGAAUACAUCUGGGGUAUCAUCAAAUAAUGGCUGGUCUCAUUCAUUGAUUUUAAUGGCAUCUGCUUUGUCUGUGUCAAGAAAGGAAUUAUUUUCAGAAGUUUGGGUCAAUGUGAUCAAUGAAAAUAGCUUCAAAUUGAAACCCAAAGUUGAAGCUGAAGAUAAAACGACCUAUAUCAUGAGUAUUACAAGACUAAUUUGGGUAUAUCUCAAUCGAUUACCAGAUACUUUGAAUAACACAAUUAAACGAUUAGACGCAAUUUUUGAAUUGUUAUUUUUCCAUAAUAACGCUACCAGUAAGAAACAUCAGUGGAUAUCACCAGACUUGUUUUUAAUUGGAUCUUUAAUUGAAUUAAUCAGAAUAGUGGGUUACAAUCACUUAAACUAUGUGUUGGAGCAAGUCUUGAUUAGACUUUUGAAUAUGAGUUUCAAUGGCACAUCAUUGGAAAAUGCAUUCCCUGAAAAACUCAUAAUUGUUAUCAAAAGUUAUCUUGCUAUUUUGAAAGACUAUGAAAUUGGUGACAAACCUAGUUUUCCAGCAGAUUUUCCCAACGAACAAAAGAAAAAAGUUAAUGAGUUUUUAUUCAUUUCGAAGAACAGUACCAACCUGGCUGCUCAUGAGGAAAUAUGCCGUACUUUAGUAUUGUUGUUAAAGAUUUUAGAUAGUCAAUAUGGGUCAGGAUUUAAUAACGAAAGCAAUUCUUUAUUUUCAUUAGGUUCAAGUAAAUCUCAAUCUUCAUUUGGGUUUCAUUUCAACUACGAUCCUACACCCCAAACUACUAAAGAAGUUCACAUACAAUUAUUUGCCACUGUUAUCGAAGCCAUUCCAUGGGGAAUUGUAGGAGCAUCUGGCGAUAAUAGUCAGAAUUUGAUUCCCUUUAAACAAGUUGUUGAUAUAUUGAUUAGAGGGGCAAUCCAUCCAGAUUCACGUAUCUCAAUGGCCUCCAUCAAAUCAUUGAAGUAUUUGGCUUCUAAAAAGAACCCCACUUCUUUGAUGACUAUUUAUGCCAAGCUUGCGUUCCAUUUUUCUGACAAAACUGGCCCAACUUAUGAUACACAAUAUUUAUACUCAGACCAAUUCACCAAAUUAUUAAAGUUGUACACCGAAUUAUUAGAUUGCUGGUUGAUUCUGUUCCAAGAUUUACUUGAAAAGAAAAAAGCAGACCAGUCCAUAGGUGUGUUAGCUGGAAAUGACAAACUGAAUAACAGAGAUGCUUUAAACAACUUGUAUAAGAUCAAUCGAAAAAAUGCCGAUUUAUCAGAUUCUCACCCCACAAGAUUAAACCCUAGCGAUGAAUUUGAAUGGAAAACAAUAAUCACUGCCAUCGAAGAUAUCGAAGGAAACGGGUUGUUUUUCCUUUGCUCUCAAAAUCCAAAAACGAGAUAUUAUGGGAUUAAAGUUCUUAAGUUGGUUGAACAGUUUGAUCAAGCAGUUUAUAAUGUAACUGAUUCAGCUACUGAUACUAGUUCGGGAACGAAGCAACAUUCUAGAAGCUCGUCAAAAUUUGCUGCCGACGUUGGGACAAGACUUAUUCAUAUUUUGGAAGAUCUUGAUUUUGUUGAAUUGAUUCAACCUUACCGCAAAGAGCUAAGUGUUCCAGAACGUACAAGAUUAACAAAACUCAAAAAUAAAAAGAACAUUUUGAUCCGAUUAGCAGAGUCAGAUUACGGUAUAGACUCUGCAAUUUGGCUACGCUUAUAUCCAAAAGUGCUAGAGAUAUUUUUUGACAGAUGUCCUAUGCCAGUAGCAAUGUGUCGUAAUCUUGUUUGUGUUUGUUUGGUUCAAAUGCAUGAGUUUGUGUUGGAGUUUUCUGAUAGCUAUAAAUCAUACACAUCGUCAUUAUUUUCCAAGUCUGCCACAAACGUGCCUCCUGAGGUGUUGGUCAAUCAAUGGAAAUUAUAUCUCAUAUUUGCUUGCUCCACAUUAACUGCUACGAAUGAUCAGAAGAUAUCAUUUCCCAAUCAGCCGACCCACGGGCGUAAAAAGUCUUUGCAGAUGUUUAUUCAACAUCAAAAAAUUACCAGUGCAAAAUCGGUAUUUAAAAUGGUAUUACCCUUAUUAAAGCUGUCACAACCAAUGGUAAAAGAAUCUGUCAUAGUGGGGUUGAGUCACAUAAAUAUCAAUAUUUUGAAAAGCUUUUUGGAGAAUAUCCCAUUGGCAGUAGAGGAAUGGAACACCAAUAUCAAAACCCGCAAUCCUCAAGAUGAUGCGUUCAGAAUUGAAGUGGUUCAUAUAUUAACCAAUUUGACGGAGAAGUUUGGUCUGCACGAAUUGAUAUAUACUGAUGAUUCGAUUGUGGCCAACUUAGUAGCCAUUGUUAAAAAUGUGAAGAAUUUUUUGUCUGAACCAGCAAUACAGACUAAUUUUGAGUGCCAAAGAUUGCGUCGUUACUUUUGUGGAUUCUUAGAAAAUGUCUAUACUGGACUUGAAGCAAAAUCAGACUUGGAAAAAUGGCUACCAUUUGAAGCGAGAGUAGCUUGUUUUAAUUAUCUCAAGGAAUGGUGUGGAUAUGGUGAUAGCAGUGCUGUUACUGAGGAACGAUAUAACGCUAUAAUCAGUAGAAUUAAAACCGAAAAGGCUGGGCCAUCGGCACUUGCCAUACUUGAAAUUGAACGGAAAAAAUUACAAUUAGCAUCAUUAAAAUGUAUGGCAAUUUUAUGUUCGGGUCAAAUCAAAAAGAAAAUAGAAAUACCAGGAAACUUGGCAGUUGUCUCAUUUGACAUUCCAGGUUUGAUGAAUUGGAUUCAAGCGUUAUUAGAAUCGAACGUUGAAAAAAUAAAGGAAAUUGGUCAUUGCGCUUCAAGGAAUGUUAUUGAGAAAAAUUUUGAAUUUCAAGACAUUAUUAGCGCUGUUGUUCAAAGAUGCUAUGUUAGUCAAACUUCUUUGGAAAGUUACUUUUGCUUAUUUGUUGAGAUAUUUAUGGAGAAAAACACUUUUGAAAUAGUUUCAGAUGAACUUCUCUGUUUGGCUUCAGUAUUGACAGCAAAUGAGAGUUUCCAAGUGAGAAAAUCCGCAAUUGCUUUACUCAAGUAUUUCGAAAAGAAGAGUCUUGGGUCUGAAUCAUUAGAACGAUACACUGAAGCCAUUUGCAGUAAGAGUUCAGUUGUCUACAAAAAAGUUUUAUUUGAUCUUUCGAACGAUGUCCAAAAUAUAAAACCAGAAAGUUUGUACAAUAGAAUCAGUUACUUGACGCAGAAUAUUAAUUUGAUAUUUCCUGCUGCAAGAGAAGCUAUUUUGUCAUUAUUAGUGCCCAUGGUUUCAAAGGUUACAUUAAACUACGAGACCCCUUUACCUGAAAAGGACAGUACCACAGACAUCCAUGAAAAAGCAUUUGAUAGCUCGUCAUUAAUGGUGUUGAGCAAUCUUUUUGAAAUUACGGUAAAUUUUGGAUCUAGUAUGUCCAAUCAGGUAGAAGUAUUGUGGAUAUCCUUGAGCAACAAUGUUCAAAAUAUUGACAAAAUUGUGGAAUUCUUAUUACAAAGUAGUCUUGAACUGAAAAAUCCAUCAUUUGUUGAGCAGUCAAGACAAAUCAUUGAUUAUUUGGCGUUUGCAAGAUCUGACCCAGCCUAUAUUAUUGAUAAAUUAAUUAACAAUUUGCAACCUAGAAUGAUGGUUCCACCUCAACUAGGCAAUAAAUCAACAGCUCCUAUCAGUAAAGAUUAUCCCUAUGUAUGCGAUAUCAAAAGAAUUAUUCAAACAAAUGAAAAGGAUGUCAUAUUUUCAUUAGGCCAAUUAAGCAUGGUAUUUUUGGUUGAUAUAGUAACACUCAAAAAUGAUUUAAUGAUAGAGAAACUCCCUUUGUUAUUGCAUGUGUCACUUUCCUUGAUGGAUCACUAUUUGCCAAUUGUUCAAGAACAAGCAGGAACUUUUUUAGUCCAUUUAAUUCAUGCAUUAGUUCGUGAUGACCCAAAGGCACAAGAGACAAUUCUGUCACUUCGAGAAAACGAUCAUAUCAAACAUUUAUGGGUGUAUGACGAUUUAAACAACGACAAAAAGGGUGCUAGAACACCAAAAAAUAUGGAUUUGUUGAUAAGAAGUGCUAUAAAAAUGUUUGCUGCCGUUGCUCCAAAUAUACAAGAUGAUUGGAGUAGAGUGUCAUUGCAUUGGGCUACUACUUGUGCUGUUAGACAUAUUGCUUGUAGAUCAUUUCAAGUAUUCCGAUCAUUAUUGUCGUUUUUGGACCAGUCAAUGUUGAAAGAUAUGUUGCAUCGUUUGUCCAACACCAUAUCCGAUGAAACUGUUGAUAUUCAAGGAUUUGCAAUGCAAAUAUUGAUGACUUUAAAUGCUAUAACAGCUGAACUUGACUCAGAAAAGUUGAUUGAUUUUCCUCAGUUGUUUUGGUCUAGUGUUGCAUGUCUCAGUACCAUCCACGAACAAGAAUUCAUUGAAGUUUUGUCGACUUUGAACAAAUUCAUUUCCAAGAUCGAUUUGGAUGCAGCCGAUACCGUUGCUUGUUUGACAAAAACAUUUCCACAAAAGUGGGAAGGUAAAUUUGAGGGUUUGCAACAGGUUAUUUUGGUGGGGUUGCGUUCAUCAACCUCUUGGGAACCAACCUUGAAAUUCCUUGAUAAAUUGAUUGUUCAUAAGGACAGUUUGAUUAUUGGAAUGGGUGACUCCAGAGUAUUGACUGCAUUAUUGGCAAAUAUGCCUCGGUUUUUACAUCAUUUGAGUGAAGAGAAUGUGACACCAGAAAUUGAAAACACGGCUAUGGCUUUAAGCCAGUUGGCAGAGGAUAGUGGUAAAUCGUCACUAGCAAAACUUUUGGUUUCAUUUGCUAAAAGACGGUUUAGAUCCAAGUCUGAUUUUCUUGAUCAAUCUAUUUCGUGUAUCAAGAAUGCAUUUUUCCCAGAGUAUCAGGCACAAACAUUGGUAUUGCUUUUAGGGUUGUUGUUCAAUAAAAUGCCUUGGGUGAAAACAGAAACAUUAGGCCUUUUGCAACUGAUUUUCCCAUUAGUUGAUCUUCAAAGAGAUGAAUUUAUUGGUGUUGGAGCUGACUUGAUAUCCCCAUUAUUGAGGUUGUUGCUCACAGAUUAUGCCGAAUGGGCGUUGCAAGUGCUAGAUGAAGCUGAAAUCAUUCCUGGAUCCCAAUCAGAUAAGGAUAUUUUGAGAAUGAGUUUAGGAAGCACUUCCAUGAAGAAGGAAUAUGAGAAUACCGCUACUUUAUUUGGGAUACCAGAUGAGAGUGGUUGGUCAAUUCCAAUGCCGGCAAUAACUGCAGCAACGACAAGAAAUAACGUACACGCUGUUUUCUCAACGUGUACGCUCGAUAAUAUUGUUGAUGAAAAUGUGGAACAAGAAGAAGAUGGGAUUGAUAUUCAAUUUCAUCUGGAAGAUUAUUAUGGAACAGCAAGUGAUCAAACUCAAUUUGUUGAUAGUGUAUCUGUUAGUGUCGACGAACGAGAAGCGCUGUUAAGUAAUGUUUGGGCUGCCUUGGACGAUUUUGACUCGUUUUUCACCAAAGAAUCCGAGCAAGCUGGAAGUAUACCAGUAGUAGCUAAUAGAGCCAUGAGAAGAAGCCACGCGCAUCCUCGACACCAUGUGCAUAGUGCUUCAGUUGACACCAAAUACAGUAAUUCAAGUGACACUUUGAUGCCUAUGGAAUCAGCACCAAACGUUUAUGACAAGAAGGCUUCGGUUAUUUUGAAUAGAAGUUUGGCCAGAACAACAUCAAACACAUCAUUUAGAGCAAAUUUGGCUGAUUCCAUUGGCAGCACACAAAUAGCCACCAACUCAAACCACUCCAACAAACGGUCAUACAUACCAUUCAGAAGUAGUAGGCAUGGUAAUAAGGCUAGAGCAGAAGUAUUCUCCACCCCAAAAAUACCUUUAUCAGCAGGAUUUGAUGCCAAUGAUCUUGAUCAAACACCCUCUUCAAUUCAGUCUACGGCAAUUUCUUCACCAACAAUAAGUGUUGCGCGCAAUGAUGGAGACCAUGAACUUGCUUCCAAUGCAAAUGAAAAUGUUACCAGAUUUGAAGGUAUAUUGGGUACAAAGAAAAAAUCCAAAAAGGGUAUUAGACAAAACUCUCCGAACGAGUCAACUACAAAUAUAUCACCGGACUUAACAGCAAAUAACAGUUUUAGAAACUCUCAUGUUUCUUCAAUUGCCUCUCCCAAGGGAGCUGCAGCUGUUAUUAGUUCUCCAAUACAGGUUGUGGGAUCAAAUACCGCUGUUACUCCAAAUUCUGGCAAAGAAAAGAAAAGAAUAUCUCAAAAGUUUCGCUAA
This is a messenger RNA of Candida albicans SC5314, 8493 nucleotides long. It is a transcript of the gene CAS4, whose product is annotated as Cas4p. Gene Ontology annotation, cellular component: site of polarized growth; cell cortex. NCBI's taxonomy places the organism in Eukaryota, Fungi, Ascomycota, Pichiomycetes, Serinales, Debaryomycetaceae. Gene Ontology annotation, biological process: cell morphogenesis. The transcript has a single exon. The coding region runs from base 1 to 8493 and encodes 2830 amino acids. The record is from RefSeq and is a predicted model, not a curated record.